Molecule: messenger RNA, 3878 nt
Organism: Hemicordylus capensis (graceful crag lizard)
Lineage: Eukaryota; Metazoa; Chordata; Lepidosauria; Squamata; Cordylidae
Product: KIAA1755 ortholog
Exons: 15
Coding region: 291-3878 (1195 amino acids)
Source: RefSeq, a predicted model, not a curated record
GGCUGGCGGUGGUGGCUGCUGCUGCUGCCCCGAGUCCUGCUGCAGGGCACGCGGCACACCUGCCUGCCUGCUCGCGCGCGGGCGCGCUCGGGGUCCGGCGCCGGGGGCCACGGGGCAGAGAGGCGGCGGCGGCGGCUCUCCAGAUGGCCGCGACGGAGCCCGACGACGGGAGGAGCGACGGGCGCAGCAGGCGCAGCGCUGCUGCCAAGUGAGCCCCAACUUGGCACGGCCAGCGGGAGGCUUCGUGGGGGCCCCUCGGCGGCUUCUCUGCCCCUCUCGCCAGCAGCAGCAUGGACCAGCAGUCUCUUGACGCUGCAGUGCAGAACACGCUCUCAGGCCUCUACCCUCCCUUUGACAUCACGGCCCCGACGGUCCUCAGCCAGCUGUUCCGCGUCCUAGAGGCCAGAUACCACGGAGAUGGGCUCUGCUGCCUCCUUGACUUCCUCAUCCCUUCCAAGCGGCUUCUGGAACACGUGCGGCAGGCAGCCUGUGCUCCUUACUUCAGCCGCGUCUUCCUCCAUGAAGGCUGGCCCCUGUGUCUCCACGAGAAGGUGGUCGUCCAUCUCGGCCCGCUCAACCCCCUCCUGCUGCGCCCGGGCGAUUUCUACCUCCAAGCCGAGCCCUGCGGGGAGCAGUCGGCCUGCCUGAUGGUGAAGUGUCUCUCCAGGGAUCUGACCACAGUGGAGAAGCUCCCUGUCCCGGAAGCCUCCUGCUCUUGGCUCUUCACCCGGGAGUGGCUGGAGGAAAUCAACCAAGACCUUGACUGGGCCAGGCUGCACACGUGCCUGGUGGCCACGGGCAACGGCAUCGUCCCUGUUCCAUGGAGUAAAAUAGCCACUCCAGAAUUUGUGAAUAGACCCCAAAUGGAAGGUUUGUUGGAGCAGGAACUGCCCGCCUGCCCAGAGGCGUCCUGCACCUCAGGUUCUCAGAGGCAGAACAGCAGCACGCUUGGGCAUCUGCACAGCACCGUGGAUGGGGGUUUGAGACCCACUCAGGGCAAGUAUCCGGGCCUUAUCAAGGUGGAGGCAGGAUCUUGGCAGAAAUCCACGUUGUUUGUGGUGCCGAGUUUGUGUGAUAUCAUCGGUGAGAACCUGGAAGGGGAAUAUGUCAACCUGCUGGAAUAUCCUGGAGAAGGGAAACUGGAUUCUUCUUCUCCAGCCAAGUCAACAGCACUGGCUGCUCAGCCGUCUGGGAAAGAGGCAUCGCCGAAGACUAAAAAAGAGCCAGUGUGGGAAAAUGGAGAGGUGGCCCCAGGAGGAAGCUGGACCUGUGGGAAAGGGCAGGAGGCCGAGGAGGGCCCGUGCACCCCUUGCCUGAGGAGGAAGCUGAGCCCAGACCCCAAGGCCCACGAGGAGCCACGGUGUCGGUACCGCCAGUCGUAUGUGGCGGCCCUCCAGAACCCGGUCAGCUUCUCCUCAGGCCUGAUGGCCGCGAUCCUGGAGGAGAUCGAUCUCUCCCAGCCCGCCUCUCCCUCUGACAGCGCAGACCUCCAGCCAGAGAGGUCAGACCAGGCCGCUCCCGGGAUCCCCUCUGAGCAUCCAAACAAGGGAGGGAAGGUGGAGGAGGCUUCCAGGCCAGGACACUUGAAACUCCUGAAGCCCCCGGCAGAGUCUCCAGCUGCCAGCCAUAAAUUCUCUUUCUUGAAAGGCCACCGUCAGCUGGUCACCUCAGCGGGCGGCGGCGGCGGCGUGUCCGUGCCAGAGAAAGCCAGCAAGGGGCAGGAAGGGCCUCGGAAGAGGGCGCCUCUGGUUUGCUCCCCCAGGAUGGCCAGGGCCAAGCCGGCAGCAGGGAAAGGGACAAGUCAAGCUGAUGUGCUUCUGGAGCUCCCAAUGCCCAAGAGUAUGGAUGAUGCCACUGUGACCACCACAGAUGUCCCGCUCAAAGCAUGCCUUCCUCCAGGAUCUGGCCCUCAGGAGCUUGUCCUAUGGGAGUCACUCAGUCCUGAACUUCUGUCUUCUGGGGUUGUGUCUCUGCCAGGGAACGUGGACCGCCUCGGCAGACCCAUCCUCCAGAUCAGCACAAGCGGCAGAGCUUGGCAUGCCCCCUGGUGUUCGGCCAGAGAAGUGACACGGCUCCUCCUGUGCCUCUGCUCCAUCCCCAGGAGCUGGUCGAACGACGUGGGGCUGACGGUUGUCAUCGAUGCCAGAAAAGAGCCUCCUCCCGCUGUGCUUGCUGCAGCCCUGAGAUCUACCCAGAAGGCUUCCCCUGGCUGCAUCUGUGCUGUGCUGCUGUUGGCCGAGAAGGAUGCAGCAUCCCAUCUGGAGAAGAUGCCCGGUGUGCAGGUGGAGCUGUUGAGCUCUCUGAAGGCUCUGAGCCGCCAUGUGGACAGCAGCCAGCUGACCCACGCCUUGGAGGGCUCCUUCCCCUACUGUCACAGCGAGUGGGUUCAGUACUUCCAGAAGGUGCACCAUUUUGUCAGCGACCUCAGAGCAGCCUCUGAACUGCUACAGAACACCAUCCAGGAGCUGGAGAAGGGAGGCCUGCCCGAGACCUUGCAGGAAGUUGAGCAGCAAAUGAACAGACACCAGCAGCUGAUGCAAGACGUCCUAUGCAAUGCGCAGCUGGUGGGCUUGCAGAGAGAAGGCGGGGCCACGCUGGCCAGGCUGAGGAGGGAGGCAGCCCGACUCAGCUCCUCCCCUGAUGUCCGGAGCAGCAUUGGUGGUGCCCUGGCACUCUACAACCUGCUGGAGGAGGAAGUUCACACUCUGGUGACCAAAUCCAACAGCCGCCUGGAGCACCUGGAGUUCCUGAUGAAGAUCCGAGAGCUGGAAGCGGAGUUCAGCAAGCUCAGCUCGUGGUUUGAUGACCAAGGAGAAUCGGAGCUCUGGGAGGCGGCAGGGUCUGCAGAGUGCAGCCGGGAGAGCACUGAAGAGUCCUACCGGAGGUUUAAGGAAUUCUUCAAAGAAGCCACGGUGCACUACAACCGUGGUCUCUCUCUGUCGAAGGAAGCUGCCAAGGUCCAAGGGUCCCAGUUCCCCGAGAUGGGGGCUUUCGAGCGAGUCAAGGGAGCUUUCCAGGCCAAGCUGACGGUGUUCUACAUGGACAUGGAGAUGAGAGGGGCAGAGCUGGAGACGCUUCUGGACCUCCACAAGUUCUGUGACGAGGCUGCUCGGUUUCACCUGGACUGCAAGCAGCGCCUGGCCGCCUGGAGGGCUGGCGAGGAGGGGCCCGAGAGCAUGGAGUCCCUGCGAGAAGUGGAGAGUGCUCUGCAGCUGCUGGUGGAGGAGUUUCCGGCCGAGAGGUUCCAGCAGAUGAGGGUCCAGGCGUCCAGCAUGCGCAACAAAACGGGCCUCGCAGUGUGGAGUGAAGCUCUGGAGAGAAGUCAAGAGGCCAAGCAGCUCCUUGAAGACGCCCUGGCCAAGCACAAGGGGGCCCAAGAGGAGGGGGUCGGGGACUGCAAGGGAGUGAAGGGAAGCGGUGGGGCCUACCUUGCUCCGCUGGACACUGCGCUGGAGUUUGGAGACCCUGAGGCUCGGACUCUGGAGGGAGAGGCCCCAGAACGUCUCCGCACCGCAAGCCAGCCCAUUCCUUUGAGGCUUCCUGCCGACAUCUCUUCCUCCCAUGCUCACCAGGUCCCUGGGAGCUGCGAGAACCUGCUCUCCACACAGCAGCCUUGCAUCUCUGUGCCAAUGAGAGGCCAGAGUAGCAGGAGGAAAGAAACAGCCCAGUACUUCCAGCUCUCCAGGCACGGGAGCUUUUCUUCUGAAGACACAGAUUCCCAGAACUCCACUGAAGAUCCUCUGAGCUUCAGUGCCACGCUGCCCAUGGAGUCCCCAGGCCCCAAGCGAGCCUGGAGCCAGGAAAAGGCUCGGGGCAUUGUCUACUUGGAGAAGCACAGCAGCAGCAGCAGCAGUCCCACUGCUGCCACUUCCCAGUAA